Molecule: messenger RNA, 1356 nt
Organism: Panicum virgatum (switchgrass)
Lineage: Eukaryota; Viridiplantae; Streptophyta; Magnoliopsida; Poales; Poaceae
Product: stress-induced-phosphoprotein 1-like
Exons: 8
Coding region: 116-1090 (324 amino acids)
Molecular function (GO): Hsp90 protein binding
Source: RefSeq, a predicted model, not a curated record
ACUCCGACAGGAAAUUAUAGAAUUGGGAAAAAAAAGAAACUGAGAAGGAGAAGAAGAGAGAGGCGAGCUCGCGGGCCCAAAACCCUAACCCGCGGACUCCUUGGCGGCGGCGGCGAUGGCGGGCGGCGCCGGAGAAGGGGUUUCGCCGUCGGCGGCGCUCAAGGACCAGGGGAACGAGCAGUUCAAGUCGGGGAACUACCUCAAGGCCGCCGCGCUCUACACGCAGGCCAUCAAGCUCGACCCCGACAACGCCACCCUCUACAGCAACCGAGCUGCAGCUUUUCUUCAGCUGGUUAAGCUUAGUAAAGCACUUGCUGAUGCUGAGACAACAGUCAAGCUGAAGCCAGAGUGGGAGAAGGGUUAUUUCAGGAAAGGUUGUGUUUUGGAGGCCAUGGAGCGCUAUGAAGAGGCAAUAUCUGCUUUUCAGACAGCUUUGCAGCACAAUCCACAAAACACAGAAGUCUCGAGAAAAAUCAAGAGGCUUUCUCAGUUGGCAAGGGAAAAGAAGCGAGCUCUUGAUGUAGAGAGCAUGCGUUCCAAUGUUGAUAUUGGGAAGAACUUGGAUUCUCUGAAAACCGAGUUGGCCACAAAGUAUGGAGAUGUAGAAACAGGGCAGAGUAUCUUUUCGUUUGUUGUUAAUGUGAUAGAAUCAGCAGUAAAGGAUUGGCAUGACACAGGAAAAGUUGAUCCAAGGGUCAAUUUUCUUCUCGAUGAGCAGAAGACUAAUACUCAAAAAUAUCUCCCAGUGGUUAACAUUGACAAGGCCUUUGAGUCACCCCAAACUCACGGUGAAUGCUUCACAUUUUUGCGGCAAUAUGCGGAGGAUUCUUUUGCGAAGGCUGCUUGUAUGGUGGCAGCUAAGAGCAUCAUCUCCUACCCACAGGUCUGGAAAGGGCAAGGAUCCAGAAAAUGGAAGCUUGAGCAGAGUGAUGGGUUCUUUGUACAAUUUGAAUCGCCAGCUCUAAGGAAGAUAUGGUUUGUGCCCAGCACAAAAGAAAAGGGUCGAACAUUGUGCAGGAGCCCUGAGACCUUGGACAUCGGCAUCCAUGAGGUCCUCCCCCGGAUAUUCAAGGAAGCAGCAGCGGCUUGAUGAAGAGGCAAACGAGCAAGGCUGCACGUAUGAUCGGUACCCGGCUCGGUUUUCAGCUGGAAUAUUGGGGUGUUUCUGAGAUGGUUGGAAUCGAUCUUGAGGGGUUCUCUGUGUGCCGAGGGACUCGGAAAUUUUGCUGCUCUGUGGCUCUUGCUGUUUGUUGUAUGUCCAGUGUGUUCAAAAGCCUGCGGUCGUGCAAUUUCAGAAUUUGUUCUAGAAUUUCCAUCCAUUGAAUCGGGCCAUUCUAGGUGUUUGUGUCACGUUUA